AUUCAAUUCUAUUUUAUUAUGAUCACUUCUUUCUUCGCCUACCAUUAUUACAUUUCGAUUUUAAUAUAGAAAUGUGUUACUGUUAGUGUUACGUUACCUUUAGUACAAAGGCUUUGGAGAUUCAUGAUCUGCAAAGAGUUAAACUGUUGCCAAAAAUACAGAAACUCAAGUCCACACCAAACGUUGUUGUCUUUUGAGAAAUUUCCUGUUUUAACCUUAUGAUAUCAAUCACAAGUACAACGUUAAACAUUACAAAUAUUUCUUUCCUUUCCUUUCCUCGUCUCCUCUCGCUGACUGUUUUUGCUAUAUUCACCAUGUCAACCUCACGUGCCUGAAACCACACACUCUGACACAACACUCACAAAGCAACUGCUACUAAAAUCUCUGUCAUGUCCAAUAACCAUCUUUCUAAUGGAGAAUCCGAACCUCUUCUUCGCCGACCCUUGUUAUCUUCUCAAAGAUCCAUUAUCAACUCAACUUCACAAGUUGCCAUCGUUGGUGCCAAUGUCUGCCCUAUUGAGAGUCUCGAUUAUGAGAUUUUUGAAAAUGAAUUCUUCAAGCAGGAUUGGAGAAGUAGAGGGGUUGUUCAGAUUUUGCAGUAUAUAUGUAUGAAGUGGCUAUUAUGUUUUAUGAUUGGUUUAAUUGUUGGUUUUAUUGGGUUUUGUAACAAUCUUGCUGUUGAGAAUCUUGCUGGUAUCAAGUUUGUCACCACAUCCAAUAUGAUGUUGGAAAGGAGGUUUAUGUUUGCCUUUUUUAUAUUUUUUGCUUCAAAUUUGAGUCUCACGCUUUUUGCGUCAAUAAUAACGGCUUUUAUAGCACCUACUGCUGCUGGUUCAGGCAUAUCAGAGGUGAAGGCUUACCUAAAUGGUGUUGAUGCACCUGGAAUUUUUACUGUACGAACUCUCUGUGUUAAGAUUAUUGGAAGUAUUACAGCAGUGUCAGGCUCUCUUGUUAUUGGGAAGGCAGGGCCUAUGGUGCAUACAGGUGCAUGUGUGGCAGCAUUGUUGGGUCAGGGAGGCUCCAAAAGAUAUGGAAUAACAUGGAGAUGGUUAAGAUUUUUUAAGAACGACCGUGAUCGACGGGAUCUAAUAAUAUGCGGAUCAGCAGCUGGGAUUGCUGCUGCUUUCCGUGCCCCUGUUGGCGGCGUCUUGUUUGCUCUUGAAGAGAUGGCAUCUUGGUGGAGAACUGCCCUUCUAUGGAGAGCUUUUUUUACAACAGCAACAGUUGCAAUUUUCCUUCGAGCUAUGAUUGAUGUAUGUCUAAGCGACAAAUGCGGUUUAUUCGGUAAAGGGGGACUGAUAAUGUUUGAUGCUUAUUCAGCAAGUAUUUCAUACCAUUUGGUAGAUGUUCCUCCUGUGUUUAUUCUUGCUGUUGUAGGAGGGUUACUCGGAAGCUUAUUUAAUUUUAUGACGAACAAAGUUCUUCGCAUAUACAAUGUUAUCAACGAGAAAGGCACUAUAUGCAGACUUUUUCUUGCUUGUUUAAUCUCCAUUUUUACAUCAUGUCUUCUAUUCGGAUUGCCAUGGCUUGCACCAUGCCGACCUUGCCCUCCUGAUGCUGUUGAGCCUUGUCCAACAAUAGGUCGAUCCGGUAUCUACAAGAAAUUCCAAUGCCCUCCUAAUCACUACAAUGGCCUUGCCAGUCUCAUUUUUAACACAAAUGACGAUGCUAUCAGAAACCUAUUUAGCAUGCACACUGACAAUGAAUUCGAGCUUUCGUCAAUGUUGGUUUUUUUUAUCAUAUGUCUCUUUUUAAGUAUCUUUAGCUGUGGAAUUGUUGCCCCGGCCGGUCUGUUUGUGCCAAUUAUCGUGACUGGUGCAUCGUAUGGGCGCCUGGUUGGAAUAUUGGUUGGAGAACGGACCAAUCUUAGCAAUGGCCUUUAUGCUGUACUUGGCGCCGCUUCUCUUCUUGGUGGAUCUAUGAGGACGACGGUUUCUCUGUGUGUAAUUAUGCUAGAACUGACCAAUAACCUGUUAUUGCUUCCCUUAAUAAUGAUGGUGCUUGUGGUUUCCAAGAGUGUAGCAAAUGUUUUCAAUGCAAAUGUAUAUGACCUUAUAAUGAAAGCCAAAGGUUUGCCCUAUUUAGAAACUCACGCUGAACCAUAUAUGAGGCAGUUAACAGUAGGUGAUGUAGUCACAGGCCCGCUUCAGAUGUUUAAUGGCAUAGAGAAGGUUCGCAACAUAGUGUUUAUCCUUAGAACAACAGCACACAAUGGAUUCCCUGUUAUUGAUGAGCCUCCGGGUUCGGAAGCUCCGAUUUUAUUCGGUAUAAUUCUUCGCCACCAUCUUACCACAUUGUUAAAGAAGAAAGCUUUCUUGCCAUCACCUGUGGCGAAUAGUUACGAUGUCGUGAGAAAGUUUUCAUCAGAUGAUUUUGCGAAGAAGUAUUCAGUUGAACGUGUGAAGAUUGAGGAUAUACAGUUAACGGAGGAAGAGAUGGGCAUGUUCGUUGAUCUACAUCCUUUUACUAAUGCUUCGCCUUACACUGUUGUGGAAACAAUGUCACUGGCAAAGGCACUUAUACUUUUUCGAGAGGUCGGUUUAAGACACUUGCUCGUGAUACCCAAGAUACCCGGUAGAUCGCCCGUGGUGGGCAUAUUAACACGGCAUGAUUUUACACCGGAACAUAUAUUGGGUAUGCAUCCUUUUCUGGUAAAAAGCAGGUGGAAAAGAUUAAGAUUUUGGCAAACUUUUCUAGAAAAAAUUCUUUCUGGCAUCUGAGCAAGACCAGCAAGCUUAAUUAAGCUUACACAUUCUAGAAAAGAUUAUGGUUUUUUUCCCUCAUAAUUUGAUGGAAUUCAAAGGUCCGAAUUAUUAUACUCACAUAUCCAAAAGGAAAAUCAAAUUGUUAGACAAUGAGCUCUUUGGCUUGUAAAUUAUUGCUGCACGGUAUUAAGCUCAUUAUACCAAAUAUUAUUUAUGAUUGCCUCCCUCCCUCACAGAACAACAAGGCUAUGUUCGUAUAGAUGGAAAACCAAUAGAACAAAGGCAAAAUGAUGUUCUAACUUAUAGUUUCAAUUGUUAAAAUAAAGUGAAAUGAUGAAAUGUAUUUUAUUUAGUUUAGAAGUUAACUUUCAUUUGAAGA
Medicago truncatula (barrel medic) is the source of this 3084-nucleotide messenger RNA. Its product is annotated as putative chloride channel-like protein CLC-g. Gene Ontology annotation, molecular function: voltage-gated chloride channel activity. Bases 390 to 2720 code for a protein of 776 amino acids. NCBI's taxonomy places the organism in Eukaryota, Viridiplantae, Streptophyta, Magnoliopsida, Fabales, Fabaceae. The record is from RefSeq and is a predicted model, not a curated record. The transcript is spliced from 7 exons. Gene Ontology annotation, cellular component: intracellular membrane-bounded organelle; plant-type vacuole membrane. Gene Ontology annotation, biological process: transmembrane transport; chloride transport.